AAAUUAGCACCUCAGGUGGGGAGCAGUAUCUACCUAGAAUACUUACCUAAGAGUGGCCUCCGACCUGGGAACGUAAUUUGAAUGAAAACUCGACGCGUCACUUCCCUCUGAAUUUACGGCAAGCUAGAACUGGUGACUAAGGUGCGACUGGGACUUGGAAUCAAUUGGAAGAAAACACAGGAGGAGAAGAGAAUUCGUUCAUCGAAAUGGAUCUGGACCCAACAACAUCCAUACCAGCGUUCUACGCGGGCCGAAGUAUAUUUAUUACGGGUGGUACGGGUUUCAUGGGAAAAGUGCUGAUCGAAAAAUUGUUAAGAUCAUGUCCCGCCGUAGAGGAAAUAUUUCUAUUGAUGCGGCCGAAGAAGAAUAGCACCAUAGACGCCAGGUUAAAGGAAAUGCUAACUUCGCCGCUAUACGAUAAGCUGAAGAAAACGAAUCCCUCGGCCUUCAAAAAACUGAUACCAGUAGCAGGCGAUGUGGCGGAAGAAGGUCUGGGAUUACCGCCGGUAGAGCGAAGGGUUCUAAUCGAAAAAGUUUCGAUAGUAUUCCACGUCGCUGCCAACGUCAGAUUCGACGAUCCCCUGAAGCACGCUGUUCUCAUGAACACCAGAGGCACACGGGAGGUUUGCAUUUUGGCAGCGAGCAUGAAGAAGCUAGUGGUUCUCCUACACGUGAGCACCACUUAUGGAAAUACCGACAGACCGGUUGUCGAGGAGGUUUUGUACCCGGCGCACACCGAUUGGAAAAAGGCGAUUAAAAUUGUAGAAAACACAGACGAGAACAUUCUCAACAUCAUGACACCAAAGUUCCUCGGUAAACUGCCAAACACGUACACCUUCACCAAGCAAUUGGCCGAGCACGUUAUCAAUGAGUACGCCGGAAUCAUUCCCUGUGUAAUAUUCAGGCCGUCGGUUGUUGUAGCGACACUAGAGGAGCCGAUGCCGGGAUGGAUGGACAACUUCAACGGUCCUGUGGGACUCAUGAUUGGCGGGGGCAAAGGUGUUCUAAAGUCAGUCUACGGUAAUCCUGACCUCAUAGUGGACUUCAUACCGGUAGACGUGGCCAUAAAAUCAUUGCUCGUAAGCGCCUGGCAAAGAGGGAUAACACCUAUAACGCGGGACCCCAGCGUCCCAGUCUACAACUGUUCAUCGAACGGUAUAAGGGCGGUCACAACCAAAGCCAUGAUUAAUCUGGCACUUGAAAUUGUCGCCGAGAUUCCCCUUGAAGGAUGUCUCUGGGUUCCCAACACCACCAUGUACUCCAACAUAUUUAUUUACUACCUGACUGUCUGGAUAUUUCAUUUUAUUCCAGCCGUGAUUAUCGACACUGUGCUCAAGAUAAGCGGCGCGAAGCCCAGGCUCUUGAGAUUGCACAGGAAAAUUUACACGGCAAACUUUGCAUUGACGCAUUUUUUGAAGGAGAAAUUUACAUUCGAACAUGCAAAACUACUGGGAUUAAACGACAUGGUGCCACAGUCAGAUCGAGCGGACUUCAACGUUGAUAUUGGAAAAUUCGGAAUAAGGGAUUACUUCAUAAAGUGUUUAAUUGGGAGCAAGAUGUACCUCCUGAAGGAAGACAUGAAUAAAGUAGCCGAAGCUAAGGCCCACUAUGACAAAAUGUGGUGGAUCGACAGAGUUCUCAAAGUAUGGUUAGCCAUAUUUAUAACCUGGCUAGGAUUCACUUGCGGUAUAUUUGCAUACAUUUCAACCUCCGUUAUAUCACUGUUUGACUUCUCGUUAGUAGCCUAAUCAGCGUUCAAAUGUCAAUUAUCAGUUCAGGCAAGUGUGUGUUGUCAUCAACACCAACAGUGUACAGAAGUAUGGUUAUAGUCAUUAAAGUUUUUUUUCAAGCUGACGAUAAUAAUCCGUGAUACGUAAACUCUUAUGCAAAGGUUCAGAGGCUCUUUCUGAUUAUUGGUCACCAGCAAUUCAUGACAAUUUAUUUGAUACAUAAUAAAAUGUAGAAUCUUAUCCCAAGACCAUGCGACGUUACAGAAAUGCGGUAACUGUUAUAUUGUUUCUUCGUACAGCGAUUGUCUGAUAAUAGUAACAAACCCAAAACUGAUUCUGCAGAAUAUCUUUCGUCGCGUCGGUAUAAUUAUUUUCGACACUGUAAUAAAAUGUAUUUCUUUGAAGAACGACCGAAACUCCAUUCAACUAUCAUUUUCCGAAACGAAGACGUAAAUUUCUCAUAGCUAUGAAAAACUUUAUCGAAAUUUAUCAAAGUGCCAUUACAAAUCCAAUUCCGGGUGAUAUAUCGGAUAAAAGCACGUCAUCUCUGUACGAUAUAUAUUAUCGUUAAAUGGAUACCAGACUUGCGUGAAAGCUAUGAUUGCAUAAGUAAUAAAUCGGUUCCGGAUGUUAAGCACUUUCCAAUAAAGCUAUUAAGAGCAAUAA
Neodiprion fabricii is the source of this 2396-nucleotide messenger RNA. RefSeq names its product putative fatty acyl-CoA reductase CG5065. Lineage: Eukaryota; Metazoa; Arthropoda; Insecta; Hymenoptera; Diprionidae. Gene Ontology annotation, molecular function: alcohol-forming very long-chain fatty acyl-CoA reductase (NADP+) activity. Gene Ontology annotation, biological process: long-chain fatty-acyl-CoA metabolic process. The record is from RefSeq and is a predicted model, not a curated record. Bases 207 to 1748 code for a protein of 513 amino acids. Gene Ontology annotation, cellular component: peroxisome. The transcript is spliced from 12 exons.